Molecule: messenger RNA, 1191 nt
Organism: Penicillium daleae
Lineage: Eukaryota; Fungi; Ascomycota; Eurotiomycetes; Eurotiales; Aspergillaceae
Product: putative pectin methylesterase
Exons: 2
Coding region: 1-1191 (396 amino acids)
Biological process (GO): cell wall modification
Molecular function (GO): pectinesterase activity
Source: RefSeq, a predicted model, not a curated record
AUGCUCCGCUUGUACAUUGCAGCUCUAUUCGCGCUCCUGUGGCACGCUGCCUGCGUCCACAGUGUAGCCAUCAACCACGUCUCUCGCCAGGAAUGCCAGGCCUCGGGCAAUCACUGUCCCCAGGGCACUAUCAAGGUCUCGGCCUCGGACAAGCACGCAGACUUUACCACCAUCCAAGCUGCCAUUGAGUCUCUGCCAGAUGACAAUUCCUCCCAGACCAUCCUCAUUCUGGCUGGCUCCUACAAGGAGCAAGUGAACGUCACCCGUGCGGGUCCCAUCACCCUUCUCGGCCAGACUGAUGCUUCUACGGACGCUACCAAGAACAAGGUGACCAUCACCUGGGCUGCCGCGAACCAGGACAACACCGGCCAGAGCGUGGACAACGUCUACUCCAGUGUCCUGAUCGUCUCUCCUACUCUCGAUGCCAGUCUGACUGGCUCGGGCACGACAGGCUACCCAGUGCCAGACGACACCCCCUUUGGCAACAAGAACUUCCGCGCAUACAACAUCGACUUCACCAACACCUGGGCUGACUACAGUGAUGGGCCCGCCCACGCAUUGAGCUUCAGCCGUGCCAACGGCGGCUUCUACUACUGUAGUUUUUACUCCUACCAGGACACAGUCUACGUCGGCAAACUCGGCAACGCGUAUUUCUACAAAUCGAUUCUCGCCGGCCAAACCGACUUCCUCUACGGCUUCGGCACAGCCUGGAUCCAAUCCUCCGACGUACUCCUCCGCGGGUGCGGCGGCGGCAUCACCGCCUGGAAAGGCACCAACACAACCUUCACCAACAAAUACGGCAUCUACAUCGUGGACAGCAACGUGCGGGCCGCAAACGCCUCCGUCGCCCCAAGCAUCGUAGGCGCCUGCGCGCUCGGCCGGCCCUGGAACUCGCAGCACCGGUCCAUUUUUGCCCGGUCAUACGAGGACGCCAGUAUCAGGGCUAGUGGGUACAUUGACUGGAUUGUCUCUGGGGUGGGGCGGAAUGAGAAGGGGAUUACUCUUAUGGCGGAGUAUGAGGCGUAUGGGCCCGGGUUUAAUGCGACGGGGCGUGCGGCGGGGAAUGUUACUACUGUGUUGGGGAGGAGUGGGUUUGAGCCGUAUAGUGAACCGAGUAAGGUGUUCCAGAAUCAGGCGGGUGUGUUCGGCGAUGUGCAGUGGAUUGAUUGGGAGACUGUUUAUGCGAAAUAG